UUCUAGCCGAAUGUUAGAGAUUUCUCACUCGUGUCUUUUGUCUAUAGUCAUUCCUCAGUUUUCGCUCCUCACUCCUGUCUGUCACCCCGUGGAAAAUAGAAAUCUUUGUUACAAAAGUAGAAAAUAGAAAAACAAACAGAGUGGAUGCAUCAGAGUACUUCACUUGACGAUGAAAAAGCAAAGAACAGACGUGCAAUGAUGAAAUAAAGCCGAGUUUUGUGUCUACUUGGACAAAGUUGAAAGAUGUCUUCAGUUGGGCAAUUGGUACCACAAGUAACAAAAGGGCCGCCUAAUACAACCUACACAUUCAACGGCCCACACAUAGAAGGUUCAUUCUGCACCAACAUAAAUACUAAUUAUGAUCCAGUUGUAAGCAUCAUAUGUGCUAUGUAUAUUGUUUUUGGAAUAGUAUACUCCCUUUUUGGAUAUCGAUGUUUUAAAGCAAGCAUGUUCUUAACGGGGUUUACAUUUGGUUCUGCCAUUGUGUAUCUUAUAUGUUUACAAGAAUACUUGAUGCCGCCAUAUGGAAAUGUUGGUGUUGCACUAUGUGCUGGACUACUUUUUGGACUGAUAACAAUGCUUAUUCAGUAUGUUGGGCUGUUUAUGACUGGAUUCCAUACAGGAUUAUUGAUUGCUAUUGCUGGUCUUGCUGUAUAUGAUCAUUUUCUGGACAGCAGACUCAAUACGUAUUGGCUAUGUGUCGUCUCAUUACUUUUGUCCGGAAUAUUUUUCGCCGUUAUCAACUUGUACUGGAAGAAAGUUUUGACAAUCUUCGGUACUAGUGUGUAUGGCGGCGCUGUCAUCGCUACAUCUCUAGAUUAUUUUGUUGAAAGAAUGGUUAUGCUUAAAUGGCUGUGGGAGCGUGCAAAGCUGGAGCCAAUUGUGCCACCCCCUUGUACAAUAUCGUGGUUCACUUUAGCUGCUUGGCCGACCGUCGCCAUUGUCGGUUUCACUGCACAAUAUGCUCUCACAGGCACCGGAAUAUAUCACGAACAGAGCAUAAGCGCACAAAAGCGUCUUCUCAAGGCACAGCCCGCUAGACCAGUCACACGCGAACAACGCGCAGAGAUGAAACAGCGCAAAUAUCGUUACCUCUAUCAGGUGCGGACUGCACACGGCGAUGUCAUUUCACAGUCAUACGUACAAGCAUUGCAAAAGAAGGCUCAAUGUGGUAUUUGGACGGGUAGCGGUGGUGGCGAAUGUAGUACGCUGCAAAGUGAUUCUACACACCUUACAGUAUUGGCUGGCUCGGAACAAGCCCCGCCCACUGAUUCUGACGACGAUCUUGAACAGAUUCGAGCGGCGCACUAGAUUUGGUAACUCACAGACGAUCUCCAUAGGAAUGUAUUUAUCUUAUUCCAGUAUUAUCUUGUGAAUUUCAAACGUAUAUAUGUUAUUAGAAUUCUCCUAUAUGAAUUUAUUAUUGUAAGUAAUGUGAUAAUGUAUAUAUUAGGUUUUUAAUUUAUUUAGGCCUCAAUUUUAUUUUUACAAUAUUAAUUUUUUACUAAUUUCUUUAUAUAAUUUCGCGACAACAAUUUAAGUGCGGAUAAAUUAUUUUUAAAUUUUUGUUAACAGUUGUAACAGAUUUAAAUCUGUGUGGAAAUCGAACCGUCGUAAUAACCAUUUUUGUUUGUUGACUAUAUUUUUACGUCAUUAUAGUUUGACUUGACACUUAGUAUGAAAAAAAUUGUUUUGUGAUUAAUUUUAAUGACGCACGGAAAAUAAUUAUAUUAGUUUCAUUUCUCAGACUUCACUAGAUUAUUCAUAUCAUAAUAGUCGACUAUCGUGUAAAUAGAAGAUUCAUUACUAAAGGUUUUAUUCGCCAAGCUAUGCUAACUUUUCGACCGCCUAAAUAAUCUUUUACGACUCUAAACAACAGUUCACAACAGUUUGACAUUUUUAUUGUUAGAACAAAGAGUACAAUACAAUAUUUGUUUAACACUGCCAAUAGUAUAACGAAAUAUAAAUAAUGAUUUUGGCAUUAAAAAUAUGCAAUGUUUUCUCAUUCAUAACUGUAUUUUUACAGAUAAUUUUUUUGAUAAUUUAUUGCCUAUAUUGCAUUUUUUAUUAUGUAUAUAUGAACUUGGAAUUCACUUGGAAUUUAUGAUGAAUGAAGAAUCAGUUUGUUAAAGCAUAAAAUUCGCACAUUUGCAUUCUAAAUCAUUUCAAUUUAUCAAAAAAGUACAGUAUUUAGGUUUGAAAUGAUUCGGAAGACGUAGGUAAGAAUCACGAGUCAAAUUAUGACUUCCAUAUGUCGAAAUUCAAAAGACACUUGAUAUUUUUGACAUACAGUAGUAUUUUUUAGUUUGUGUUAAUUUACCCGUCGCUUGUGGUGCGGGAACCUAAUUUAUUCACAUAUAUCGUUAAGAAAACUCGCGAGAGGACUGGCGUAGCCACUUAUCCACUAUUACUAGUAUUCAUAGACGAAUGGGGGCCUGUCGUCACGCGAGUCCCGCUUCUACGCUUUUGUUAAUAAAGGAGUAUUUAGUGCGUCCAAAUCUUAUCCCUUUCGUCAGAAGCUUUGUUAAAUAUGGUUAUGGAGUAUGUGUUGUAAUUUUUGAAAUAUGUAACCAUACAUUUUUUCUGGUGUUGUGAUUGUGGAUUUGAUUGAGCCUAGCUCGUAUUUGCAGUUUAAGUUCACGAUGGGUAACGCUGAUUAAAGUCGUCACUGCUAAUAAAAUUGGAAGAAAAAUUAAUACUUUGGCUAUAGUAAAAAAAAUUUAAACAUUGCCCUACAAUUAGCAAUUUACAUACCAUCAAAGUUACCCAAUUGUAAGAGCAUUAUGUGAAAGAAUACGAAUUUCUUGCCUCAUUUUCUAUUUAGGUAUUUUUUUUAUUAAAAGUAGCACAAUGUGAUUGUGAUUGACGACCUUGUGAAGGGUAUAGUGUAAUACUAACAAUAAAAUGUUACGUAAUGUAAGAGAACGCUCUAUUUUUCAUGUUUAGCGUAACUCAAAGGUUUGCUGGUUUCCAUAUUUUUUCUAAGUGGAAAUAUCGGAUUUAUAAUAGUUAUGGAUUCCAGAAUAUUUUCGAUGGUAAGCAUAUUUUAUUACAAUGUUACGUACGCUGCUCAAACUGAGAGAAUCACUAGUUUCUUAGUGAUAUAUUUAUUUUUUGCCAAAGUUUAUUUUAGUUAUUAUUGGGCUAAGAGCACAAUUGUUUUAAUUUAAGAAUAUUUACUAUUUUCGCUUAUUACAGUUGAAUAUAAACGCUUCUUAAACAUUCCUUUAUACACGAAUAUAUUGUUAUGUAUGGCCCUAGUGUAUAUCAAUGGAGAGUCGGUAAAAUUAAGGUGUAAUAUAAUGCAUAAUAAUUCGUAUGUUAAGCAUAGAUUAGUAGAUUUUGUCUAUGUUCACCCAGUUCCAUAUAAUCGCUCAAUAUCUAGUCCUACUGAUUUAUUAAAUCUAAGCAACAUAAUACUUUAUCUAUUCAGACAAUUAUAUUUCUCAUAAUCGUUAAUGUGUAUAAAAUUUAUUCAAAUAUAACUUAUUUUGUUUAUGAUUCAUGGUGUUUCGAAGAAUUUGUUUUUGAAUUUAAUUCUUAACAAUUAAUCUGUCUAAAAAAUAUAAUUUAUUAAUGUAGGUAACUUAUGUAUGUACGUUUAUAAACGAAAUAAGAAAAGUUAUUCUGAAAUUACAUUUACUCCCAGUUCUCUUACUCAAAGCCGUAGAACGGACGAGAAGAACUGGCACUCACUCUUUUCAAUAGUCAGUUUUUUUACAAAAUGUAUGAAGAUUCUAGGAUCUUUAUCAAGUAGCAAGAGAUAAGGCGUUAACAGUAAACUUUGCCCAAGUAAGGGGCAUGCCAAAUCAAAUCAAAAUGUCGAUAGUGUUCAAAAAUAAGUAAUUUAAUCGGUUUUUUGAGUAAAUGAAAACAAAAUCGGGUUUAAGACGAUGUCCUGUAAUUAAUAAGUACUAAAUUUGUAUUUAUUUUCUGUUAUAUUGGCACAUUUCAUGAGCGCUUUGAUUGUAGGGUAGUCCCAUUAUCUGUUUUAGUUUUACAUUAAAACAUUUUAUUAACAUUUAAAGCGUUGACUUAUAUUUUUUUAUUUAAAGAAAAAAGAAAAAAGAAAAGAAAAGAAAUAUAUAUAUAUAUAUAUAUACUUUUUGUGCGUGUAAUUCCUAAACAGUUAAACAGAUUUUUGAUGAUAUUUUUGAUUGAAUUUUUAUUUUAAGACGUGUUUACACGACGUUUGUCGGGUAAAUUUGUUCUAAUCGCGUAGUAGGGCCGGGCCAUGCAGUCACAUGUAUCACAUUUUCUACAAUGUUCACUUCGGCUUUCCGGCAUAUGUGGACUACACUACAUCUCAGCGAUCAUGAAGCUUUUUUGUUGGUAAUUAGCAUAUUUUUAUUUUCAUUGGCCUUGGUUCUAUGUAUAUUAAAUUUUUAUGCACAUUCACACAUGUUUAUUUAAAAUAGAUGAUUUUAUUUUAUGUUAUACAUUUUUAUUUGUAUUUGUUUUUGCAAAUUUAAUAUAUGUAUAUUUUAUUUUUUCGUUUUAUUUCGUUACGUUAUCCUUCGUACCGUUAGGUUACAACGCAUCUAUUCAUACAAAAUAAAUUGUGUUCCGAUAUAUUAAGCCAUUUUUUUACUUAUUCUCGAAUACUUUUUUUAUAAUAGUUGUUCAAAAUUUCUGGUUUUAUUACUUAUACAGUUGUUAAUUCAGUAAAUUUAGAUCUAGAUUAUAGAUAUAAGAUUAUAGUCACUGCCAAGGUAAUUAUUAUAAUCUUAAAACUCUUUCCGUGAUAGAGAAACCGUCGUUUUUUCAAUAGACGUCUGAAAUUUGUAUUGAUUUUUACUAUUUUGCCAACCGGGCAUUGACCAAAUUGACUUGAUUGAAUGUAAUUUAAAUUAGUGUAGAUUUGUGUUGUAAUAUAUUGUAGGACUUGCAGCCUCCAGAGUCAUCCCUAGAGUUAAUGGUAAAAACUCGCCAGAUGAACAUUUAUUUACGCUUAUGGUAAAACCUUUAGCUAACGAAGGGCGUAAUCUAAAAAGGUUCUACACUUCCAUAACAUUCAAUAAUUUGUUAACUAAGAUGCACCGUUGACAGACUAUAAUCGACCAUUAGAGUCUAAGGACAACUCUGCGGCUGUCUAUGUCCUUUUUGUAUAUAUUAGUUAUUAUUGGCAUUCACCAGUGCACAGUGAUGUAAUUCACUUCGAACGAUAAUGAUGUAGCAUGCAAUUGCUUCAUCAUAUACAUGUAUUUAAAUAAUAUUAAUGUCGCUUUAUGUAGAACUUGUGUAUUCUAUUUAAUAUGUAGACGAUGCAUAGGUACUGUAGAAGGAAUCCCAGUUUCAAGCAAUUACGUUACGAACGUCAUUAAUGCGACUAGACCGGCUAAACUAGUUCAGUCGUUGAAGCUCAUAUUUAAAAUGAUAAAAUUGGUUUAAAUAUAUAUAUAUAUAUAUAUAUAUGUAUUUUAAACAGCUGUUUUGUGUUUAGCUGGUACUUCACCAUUAAUAUUGAUUUACGAUUCAUGUAAUAAUGAUUACAGAAAAGAUAAUGAUUUUAUAUAUCUGUAUUCUUAGCACAGGUUAUACAAAUAUUCGAUACAGUGUUUUUCAAUUGUCAAUAAAUAGUAUUACUAUUAUGUACUUCAUGGGUAACCUUUUAGAUUUAAAUACACAGCUGCUUAAGUCGUUAAUACAAUAUAUAUAUCAAUUUGUCUACAUAUAUAUAUUAUUAGUACUAAGGAUACAGCCUAUUGUAGUUAAUAACUAGUAUCCACUUUAUUUAACCAAUGAUUGUUCAAUAACAAUGACUAGUUCCCGAUUAAUAUAUUAAACUUAAAUAUAAUACAACAUCAAUCAGUAUGCCAAGCUGAAAAGGUUACAACAAAAAGAUACGAUAUAGAGUGAAUAUAUAAAGCGAUAAUUCUUAAAUUUGGCUUAAACAUAUCAUUUUCAGCUUGAUUUACUGAUCCAUUAGCAUAGUAAAUAAUGGACAUGUAGAACUAUAUCAUUUUAAUAAUUUCUUAAUUACGGAAAGAAUAGAUGUUAAAAUGUUACAAAUAAUUUGGAGUAGUGAAAGCGAAUUGUUUAGACUUAAUGCAUAUUUUUAUAUAAAUUAGGAAUAAAGGUCUAUUUUAUGGAGUUUGGACUUUUGGGUGUGUAGGAAGGUCAGAAUUUAGUGAGUGCGAUCCAACGUUCAUAAAAUUAUAGCAUUUAAAAUGGCAAGCCUUCAGGAGAUUUGUAUGUAAUGAAGAUUGAUAUUUGGAUUAUUAAAGGAUACGAGUUUCAAUUUACGUAAUAAUAGUCGAUAAGGUUAUUAUAUAUUUUUCAAAAUUAUGGUGGUAUUGUUCGGGCGCGCGGUGUGUCAAUAGCAGUCGAGACUUUAAUUUACCAUUACGGUUACUUUAUAUACGGUUUUUACAUUCUUUAUAUAGCCGAUUUAAAAGAGGGUUGUCAAUUUAACUUGUACCUAUGUGUUGUUGUUGCAUAAUGUUUGAUGUCAUGAUUUAUUUAGAUAACCAAGCGCGUGUGCGUGCUCGUUCGUUAGUGUAUUUUUCAUAUAUUUUACCGAAGCUUCACAUAUCGACGGAAACCUUUUUGAAUUACGUACGUACUUAGAUAACUGUCCGUCAAUUCAAUUAAUUAAAAACAGUAAAGAUUUAAAAGUAAGUGUUUAAAAGUUUCGUCGGUAAAUAAUAUCGACAGGUAUUUGUAAUAUUUUCUAUAUUUAUUUACAUUAUUUCCUGUUUCCGUAGUACAUACAUGAUACUUCCUUGUAUUCUACUUCCCAUGGCUAUUACUAUAAGAAUAUUUUCUUCGUGUAGAGCUUACAAUUUUUUAAAAGCAUACCCACGAAGCACUUAUGAACUUUUCAUACAAAAAUGUAUGAUUAUUUUUCUGCUACUUAUAAUUAGAUUGUAUAUAAUUCGUGCUAAGGAUGCUGGACACUGGUCCAUUGUCUCCUAGCUGACGAUUUUGACGAUAAAUGUAAUUUAUAUUUGUAAUAACAAACAUGAUGUAGAAAUGGAUCUUUUAAGUGUCAGAGUAUGUUAAAACUUUAAGCUUCGUAUUAAAAAAACUAAUUUUCAUAACUCCAUUACUGUAUGGUCUUAAUUUUUAUGUUAGGGAAUAUGCUUCGAUUUAUUAAAAAAUAUACAAGUGGUCGCUUAGCGCCACGUCCUUUGAAAAUGGCAUUUAAGUUGGAUAACUUAAUACAAAAUAUUCAAACCUUAUUUUAGUAGACUUUGUCAUAGCUACCUGGCGCGUGUAAUUAUCAGAAUUAAGUAGAUAUAUAAUUAAUUGACGUCGUCGAAGCAGCGAUGAAGAUCGAAUAAAUUAUGUUCAAUUAAUAUUAGAUUGAGAUAAUUCAUGAAAUUUAAAUUAAUAAGGUUUUCUAGAUGCAUAUUCCCUUAUAACACCGUUGUUGAAUAUUUAUUUUAACGCUUAGAUGUAUGUUGGUCCAUUGGGACAAAAUUAGUAUUAAAAUGAUACCGGCCAAAGUUUGUUACAAAAAUUGUUUCAUAUGAAUCUUCUAAAUUGUGGACGUUUUCCUGUUAUUAUUAAUAAUAAUAGACAGUAGCCAAAUAAUUGCAUUUUCUAUUUUUGGGUUCGUAUUUUGGUCAUGUAAAAAUACGUAAUUGUAUCUUUUAUGUCUUCAUUAUGUAUUUUAACUUUAAAAGUUUGUCUAUUGAUCACGAUAUAAAGUGGUAAGAUAAACAUAAUUACACCCAUUAUGUGUAGAUAUGGGGUUAAUGGUAAGCUUAAAUGUUAUUUUAUAGUAUUAUAUGUAUCAUUCAGUAAACGUUCAAUACACUAUGAA
Pieris napi is the source of this 7771-nucleotide messenger RNA. Its product is annotated as transmembrane protein 198. The record is from RefSeq and is a predicted model, not a curated record. NCBI's taxonomy places the organism in Eukaryota, Metazoa, Arthropoda, Insecta, Lepidoptera, Pieridae. Gene Ontology annotation, cellular component: plasma membrane. Bases 244 to 1311 code for a protein of 355 amino acids. The transcript is spliced from 11 exons.